Molecule: messenger RNA, 1000 nt
Organism: Chara braunii
Lineage: Eukaryota; Viridiplantae; Streptophyta; Charophyceae; Charales; Characeae
Source: the annotation of a GenBank genome assembly
GAGAAAUGCGAUGGCGAUGGCCCUAUUGUACUGUCGACGAUGGAGAAGACAAAUGUCGUGGCGGCUGCGGUUGCCGUCAUCCGUCGUUUGCAAGUAGAGAGUGCGGCCGGGCGCAUGAAGGCAGCGCUUUCAAGGCGGCGGCAGAGGCUUCUGCUGCAGAGGGUGUUGGACGCCCCGGACUGCAUCACCACUUCCGAGGUUCAGUUGUGCGCUGCAAUCGGGUGCGGUUUGGUUCCUCGGGCGACGCCACGUUGGUGGAUGAGGCGGAGAGCUGGCGGGACUUGGGAGGAUUUUCAGGUGUGCGAUGACACGACAGACGACUACUUUCGAGAAAAGCUCCGCAUGUCGAGGAGAGUGUUCAUGGAGAUCAGCAAAGCCUGUGCGCCUCAUGUGCAGCGGCAGGUGACAUUUUACAGGGAGCCACUCCAGCCGGACCAGAUCGUCGCGUACGCGCUGUAUAGGUGGGCUACAGGAGAGUCUUACAAGAACAGCACAUCAUCCUUCGACAUGGGCAGGACAUCCGGAGUUCGAACCGUGCUCGAUGUGACAGCCGCUAUGUUGAGGGUGUACGGGAACAAGAUAUCGUGGCCGACGGGGGUGCGGAACCACGUCGUGCUACGGGCGUUUCUGGACAAGGGCUUUCCAAACUGCCAUGGCGCAGUUGACUGCACACACAUCUACGUGGACAAACCGGCGAACGCGCCGAGCGAGAACUACUUCGAUCGCAAGCACCGUUUCUCCGUCAUUGCGCAGGUGGUGGUGGACCUGGAUCUGCGCAUGCUUGACGUGUUCGUUGGAUAUCCGGGGAGCUGCCACGACAUUAGGGUGAUCCAACUGUCAAGUCUGUCGAGGCGCGCGGAAGAGUGAUUGCUAUUUCGUGGGCCGCCUGUCACGCCGUCGGGAGGGGUGAGGACGAACGGAUACAUCUUGGGCGACAACGGGUAUCCUCCUUCUGAAUGGGUAGUGGUGCCAUAUGGAGGAAUCAAUCAGCACUUGGACG